Molecule: messenger RNA, 1068 nt
Organism: Rodentolepis nana
Lineage: Eukaryota; Metazoa; Platyhelminthes; Cestoda; Cyclophyllidea; Hymenolepididae
Source: the annotation of a GenBank genome assembly
AUGAUUUGGCCUUUUUCUUGGUGUGAAUGGACCGAAUGGUCCGUUUGUUCUGUGGAACCUUGUUAUCCUGGUCGACGUCGCACAUAUCCCGCUGUUUCUCGCUCUCCAAAGGAAUCUGCAAUGCGAGAGUACUGUGUGAAUUCUACCGAGCUUCCCAUUACCGCUCUUCGCUGGCCAGAAACUGAUGAAACUUAUUCGUCUGUACCGAUUAACCCAAUGCAUAUGCGCAGUCGGAUUUGCAACUGUACCAGGAAAGGGUUCAGUUUUAUCGGCCGUCUUCUGGGCUCCUGCAAAAGGAAUGACGAGGUUGUAGAUUGUCACAGUUGUUUCCGUGCUAAUUCCACAGUCUUCACUCACACCACAGGUGGUGGAGCCCUUCUAUCUUGUAGCCAACUCGCUGAUGUUCGUAACGCUGAAGCUGUGGCUAGUGCAGUGGCAAGCUCGAACCGGUUCUACGCCAUCCUGGGUGGUGCCUUGGGCGCAGCCGCCUUCCUUGUUCUAGUCUUCUGUUGUGUUCGUUUCUUCCUUAUCUCAUCAUCAUCGAAUUCCUCCGCAUCCCGACGUAGGGCUGCUCGAAGGGCGGCUGAAAACACUGCUGGUGAAGGUGGCACUAGUCAAGGUUUAGUUGAUGAUGAUGAUCCUGCUCUUAGAAGAUCCAGAGUUGGAUUACCUUAUUCACAUUUUUGGAAUUCUGAACUUCCACCGGCAUAUAAGGACGUAAUGGGCAUGGCAGUUGUGCUUCCAAUCGAUCCGGACAAUCCACUCACCGUUCAAGCCGACGAGUCUGCCAGAGGGUGUUUGUCUCCAUCUACCAUGCCACCUCUUCCAGAUUCCACAUCUCAUACGCAAUCUCAUUUGCCUUCAAUUCCGGUGCAACCAAAUCCAAUGCCCCCCGAAAUUGGUGGAAAGCCCGACAUUGAUGGUGACGAGUAUUCAGAUGAGCCCCCACCUCCCAGUUACCAGGAGGUCAUCGCUUUCUCUCCUUCCGCAGCUGACAUGCGCCAACGUAUUAUGGCUGCUUCUGCGGAGACCCCUGGAGCUAUUCAACAGACACAUUCACCUGCUUAA